Messenger RNA from Camelus dromedarius (Arabian camel), 6547 nucleotides. It is a transcript of the gene IFITM5, whose product is annotated as interferon induced transmembrane protein 5. Gene Ontology annotation, cellular component: plasma membrane. Gene Ontology annotation, biological process: bone mineralization; bone morphogenesis. The record is from RefSeq and is a predicted model, not a curated record. The transcript is spliced from 6 exons. The coding region runs from base 5210 to 6055 and encodes 281 amino acids. NCBI's taxonomy places the organism in Eukaryota, Metazoa, Chordata, Mammalia, Artiodactyla, Camelidae.
UUCCAAUGGGUAAGAAGCCUGGCUCGCUGGCGUGGAACGCGAGUGCUUGCGGGGCCACUUUUGCUAAGCAGAACUGGAGCUGCUGUGGGAUGAACCCCAGUAAUUCUGCUACCUCGGUGGUUUCUCCGUGUGAAGAACCUGCCCAAAAGGGGAUGGGUGUGCCAGAGCACAAGGAACCUGAGCUGUCAAUCAACCUGAACACCAGGAACCUGAGCUGUCAAUCAGCUCGAUCACUCAAAGAACCUGAGCUGCUAAUCAAUCAAUGAAUCACAAGAAAUGCCCCUAAGCCAGGAUAGAAGAUAGGAAAGCAAAGGAGAGGCCCCACUUCCCCUGUCGUGGGCUGGCCGGCUCCCAGUUCUCAGGAGGGCGCUGUCUUUUGCUACUUCUUUACUUUACUAGUAAAAAUCUUGCUCAUACCACGCUUUCUGCCUCUCAUUAAAAAUUCUGUUUUUUUGGGUGACUAAGAACUGAGGUAAUUCUUAUGGCCCUUUUCCUGGUAACAGGUUUAUGUACGUAUGGGACUAUACGUGAAGUACUUAAUUGGGAAAUACAAAAUCCUCACCCUGAAAUGGCCACGGUGGGGCUUUUUUGACAUUCCAAAACUGUUUGUUGUGUAAGCAGUUAGAGAAAGCUGGCUUGACAAAACAUCUUUUACAGUUCUAACCCUAAGGGAACAAAAUUCCUUCUAGAAGAAGCUUGCGUUUCUCUCCCUGGGCCUUUGGAUGUAGGUGCUCUGACAGGUCAGACAACUCUUGUCUAGACCAUCUCCAGUUCCUGAGACUAAAGGAAAAAGAGGGAAGAGGCCUUUUUAGAAACUCAAGCAAAUAGACUUAGUUUAUUCCAACUAUUAUUUAUAAACUAGUGAGUUUUAUAUUUAAUACUUGAUUCAUGACUAAAUUUUAAAAUGAAAACUAUGAGUCUAUGUGAAGGUAUGUACAUUACAAAUAUGUUUCUAUGUCCAGAUGGUAUUGCUAAAAGUAAUCGUAAAAUUAGCUCUAUUUAGUUUGUUCACAAAAAGUUAAGUGCUUAUGUUCAUUCUCAGAAAUAGGAUAGAAACUAACCCAGAUAAAUUUCAGGUUUAUGAGAUCCAGGAAAUAUCCAGUAUUAGAUUAAUAUUCAGUUUUAAAGUUAGUUUAAGUUUGGUUUAAUUAAUACAAACAUGUUUUUUGAGUCAUCAACAUUAAAUAUAAUACUGUUAUUGUACCCAAGUUUACUAAAAGUCAAGUAAGUUUAUGUUAUCUCUGUUACAAAAUUUGUCAGCAAGAAAAGUAGUUUGGGAUGAUGGCUGACUGAGACAGGAGGGAAGAGGGCACAGCCAUUCAGGGAAUGCCACAGCAAUUAACACCAAAAUGGGGAAAGAUUCAACCCCCAGCAGGCCUUGAGGCUCAGGAUGGUGGGAGAUUUAACUUCCAGCAGAUCUAGAGCUUCACUAUACGCCCACUGUAAUAUAUUAACAUGGGGAAUAACACGCCCACACGCGCCAUGGCAGUCCCGAGGUCAGCCACAAAAGGUCAAAGAGUGGGAAAUGGCCAACUUCCUGGGAAUCCCAGCCCCUUCCUCAGGCUACUUGCACUGGUCCUUCCACUUAUUAGCAUAAGCCACCAAGCCCAUAAAAACUAGCAACACGGUGCCUUAUGGCCGCCGCCCCCCUCUUCAGAGAUGGCCCGCAGUCUGUCUGUGGAGUGUGUACCUACUUUUAAUCUGAGCACCCAACCCCCACACCUCCUGGCCUGUCCCUUGCCUUUCAUGGUAUCUCUGUGAAUAAAUCUACCUUCACUCAACCGUGGCUCCCUCUUGAAUACUUUCCUGCGCGAAGCCUAGGACCCACACUUGGCGGGGCACGUCCCGGGGGCCCAACCGAAGCCUGGGACACAGCCCUCCUCAUGCCCCACAUCCAUUUUCCUGCAUCAUCUCGGUCUAGUGUCUCAUGAAGUUUCAAUGGAUAAUCUAAACAUAAUUAUUGGUAAUAAGUGAAUUAAAGAGAUAGAAAUGGAGUAAGAGCCUCCAGGUGAACAUUUCAAGAAUAAUUGUUUUAUGAUAUGUCUAGUUAAAAGUAAUUUCUCCAGAGUUUUGGUAACUUGAAACUUAAGAAUCUUCUUAAGUUAAAUGAUGAAAAUUUAUUGAAUGUCUAGGUCAUUUCCAAAUAAAAUACUGGAAGAUUAACUACAGAAAGUUAUUAUGAAAGAUAUUAGUAAGUACGUUUGGUGCCACUGAGACAGGAUGGAAGGGGGCAGGGCACAGCCACUCAAGGAAUGACAGCAAUUUAACACCAAAAUGGUGGGGGAUUCACCUUCUACCUGGCCUUGAGGAUUAAGAGGUUUAACUUCUACUAGACCUUGAGCUUCAUUAUACGCUCAUUGUAAUAGCGUGAUCAAAUAACAUGCCCAACCGCAAAAGGCCAAAGAAUGGGCGGUGGCCCAACCCCUGGGAACCCCAGCCCCUUCCCCAGGGCAGUUGGAUUGAUCCCACCUGUAGGCGUGUGAAGCUACUGAGCCCAUAAAAAGUGACACUACCACGCCUAGUGGCACCUAGUGCUCUCUCUCCCCUUCGGAGAUGCCAGCAUUCUGUCUACGGAGUGUGCACCUACUUUUACUUUAACCUGAGCACCCAAUUCCCACACCUCUUUCCUUCUCUUUCUCUUGCCUUACACUCUAUGCAGUAUGUAUCUCUCUAAAUAAAUCUACCUUUACUCAAUGGUGGCUCACACUCGAAUUCUUUCCUGCAUGAAGCCAAGGACCCGCACUUGGCGGGGCACAUACCAGGGGUUCAGCUGAGACCUGGGACUUGGCCCUCCUCAUGCCCCACAUCCAUUUUCCUGCAUCACCACACUGAGGCAUAUUCUAUAAGAAAGCACAUGUCUUUUGAAAUUAUAAAUAGUAAGUUUUCUGAUCUACAGAGUGCUAAUGUAAAAGAGUUCAUAAUUGCUUACUUCUUGAUUUUCACUAGAAAUUAAGGGUUUUUUUUUAAAGGUUAAGGAUUGUAAUUAAAAUAGGUAAUUAAAACUACUAAAAUUAAUGAGGAAGACAUCUUUGCAUGCAAGGAAAAAGAAGGUAUAAAGAAUGGAAAUGCAUUUUGUCAAUGGAAGAAAUAAUUUUGUUCUAAAAAGAAGUUGAAAUAGAAAGGGAAAGCAAAGGACAAAAUACCAAGGUGAAGCAUUUCUGAUCACUUUCAGACAACUGCCACUGAACUGGGGAAGACAUGACAGAAUUCUGAUGGGGAACCUGAUGGCUACAUAAACCUGGUAACAGAAGAUCUAAGGAAAACUUUCUCCUUAAGGUUACCAUGACUUACAGCAAUUUGAUAAAUUAUACCUUUGCAAGCAGAAUUGAGUCAUUUAUCUUUUCUCUCCACCUGAUCCCUCCAGAGUUUGGAAACUCCUAGUGAGUGUUCUUACCUUCCUGGCAAUAUAGUUAUUUUUGGAAGUUCAAUGAGAAUCUCUUCUCCCUAUAACAAAACACAAUUGGAAGCAUAAGUUAUAUUAACCUGGCUUUGAAAUGUCCUAUUUGAGAAUAUGCAUAAAAUCAGAUAUGACCAGACAGCUUUAAAGAACAAAGGUGAACUUUAUGGAGCCUGAAGCUUCUUGGAAAAACAACCUGAUACCUUGUUUACUGGGUUCCAAGCAGCUUUAUCAGGUGAAUAAGGAAGGUCACCUCCUGGCAGGUGCAGAAAUCUCAGUAUAUUCUGGGGGCUUUGAGAAGAGUGGAAUCCACCCAAACCUGUAGGUACUGCAGGCAGAACCUGAUGGCAAGUCCUUGGUGUGACUUUCCUGGCCUUGGGAGGCCUUUUAAAGUUCAAUCUGAGACUCCUUAUAAAAAGUUCCAUCAACUAACUGCUGAACAACAAUUGAUAAAAGAGUAGAACCUACCAAAAACAAAGAGCUUCUACAUCUAAAGACAUAAAGAAAGAACCGAAAUGGGAGAGUAGGAGCGGGGGCACUUGUAAUGUAAUCAAACCCCAUACCUGCUGGGCGGGUGACCCACUGCUGGAGAAUAAGUGUAUUGUGGUGGUUCCUCCACAGGAGAGAGAGUUCUGAGCCCUACACAGGCUCUCCAGCCCAGGGGCUGGUCGCCAGGAAGAGGAGCCCCCCAGAGCAUCUGACUAUGAUGGCCACUGGGACUUAACUGCAGUAACUCCACAGGUCUGGGGAAACAGAGACUUCACUUUGAAAGGUCAUACACAAAAUCUCAUGUGCACUGGGACCAAAGGUAAAAGUAAUGACUUCAAAAAACACCCAGGAAUAAACCUACCUAAGGAGGCAAAGGACCUGUACUCUGAAAACUGUAAGACACUGAUGAAAGAAAUUGAAGAUGUGACAAACAGACUGAAAGAUAUUCUGUGUUCUUGGACUGGAAUAAUCAAUACUGUUAAAAUGUCCAUACUACCCAAGGCAGUAUACAGAUUCAAUGUAAUUCCUAUCAAAUUGCCAUGACAUUUCACACAGAACUAGAACAAAAAAUUGUUAAAUUUGUAUGGAAAUCACAAAAGACCCCAAAAAGCCAAAACACUCUUGACAAAGAAGAAUGGAGCUGGGGACCCAGGCUCCCUGACUUCAGACUAUAGUACAAAGCCACAGUGAUCAAAACAGUAUGGUAUCAACACAAAAACGGACAUGAAGAUCAGUGCAACAGGAUGGUGGCUGAGGGUGAGGAGGAUGCAGACUGGACCCUGGAGGAGAGUUGCUGAGCAUCAGCUUGGCCCUGGGACCGGCUGCAGUAGCAGAAGCCAGACUUCGUCCCACUCACUUAGGAAGAGGAACCUCCUCGAGGGGCUGCUCACAAACCUUCUCAAGGAGGCUCACGUGGGCAGCUUAAGGGGCAGGCUGCGCAUUCACACCCACCUUCAGGAAGGAAGGACUCACUCUCCCAACUGCUGGGAGAGUGGGCAGCUGUCUUGGGGACUGGAUCUGCUGAAGAAAAUGGUGUCACUUAAGGUCACAUCUCCUUUGAGGGGCAAUGUGUGACCAAAAUGGAUGACUUGCGCUGCUCUGGAUGUCUCUGGAGGGUCCUCCAAGCUCCAGAGCUCCUGAGGGCUCAGCUCAGGCAUGUGCUGGUCCUCGGUGCAGCUCAGCGUUUCUGCUCCCAUCCCGUUCCUUCCCCACCUCAGCACUUGACAGGGAGAGCCUCCUCUUAAAGUCCUACUGCCGAGUCUCCUUCUCAGAGUCCAGGAGCGUGGCCUGGAGCAACCCUGCAGGCCCUUGUUAGCCAUCACAAUGACUUUGGCUGUCACCGGACUGAGGUGGGGCCCUAGAGGGGUGGGAGGCACCACCUGUUUUCUGUUGCACCGGGAUCACUCUGGCUGUAGUACUGAGAGUGCCCAGGAGGGGGCUGCCCUGAUCCAGGAGGCGGCCAGGGUGGCUGAGGCUCAGAAGUCACAGUGUGAAGUCACAGUGUGGGUGGCAGACCACUGGAAGGCAAUUAGGUCACAGGAGUGGAUCCCAGGACCCCAGGGAGGAACAGUGAGAAGUCGGCCAUCUGCAACCAGGAAGAGGCCUCACCAGAACCCGUCCAGCAGGCACCGUGACCUCCGGCCUCCAGCCUCCAGCCUCCAGAAGCCGGCAGGGCUGGUCGGCUGGGGCGGUGGUGGGGGCUAUAAGUGGCUGGGGCGCCCACCCUCAAAGCAAGAGGCUGAGAAGGAGACGGCGCUGGAACCUAUGGACACAUCGUACCCCCGCGAGGACCCCCGGGCUCCGACGCCCCGCAAGGCCGACGGCGCCCCCCACACGGCCCUCACCCUGGGGGCACCGGGACCCCCACCUCGAGACCACUUGAUCUGGUCCGUGUUCAGCACCCUCUACCUGAACCUGUGCUGCCUUGGCUUCCUGGCGCUGGCCUACUCCAUCAAGGCCCGAGACCAGAAGAUGGCUGGAGACCUCGAGGCAGCCCGGCGUUUUGGCUCCAAAGCCAAGUGCUACAACAUCCUGGCCACUAUGUGGGCAUUGGUGCCGCCUCUGCUGCUCCUGGCGCUGGUGGUGACUGGCGCCCUGCACCUGUCCCGGCUGGCCAAGGGCUCUGCCGCCUUCUUCAGCACCAAGUUCGACGACUCAGACUAUGACUGACAGGCUGGGCCCUGUCCCCGUCCUGACCCAGGGACCCUGGCCCCAGAGCACUGCCCCAGGGGCUCCACCCUAAUCCCCUGGAACCCCAGCUCUCCUACAGGCUUAAGGCUCACCACCAGCCCCAGUCUGGGCACCUAACACUGACCUUGAAGACCCUCCUUUUGGACCCCAGGGGGCUUGCUCUGACCUUGAUGCUCCCCAGUUCCCUCCCUCCCCACUCACCAGGCUUAGCUUUGGCUUCACAAUUAAAAGUGCCUGGCUCUAGAAAGUGCCUUCUGGGACCCAUUCCUGGCUCGGUGGGGGAGAGUGUCUUCCUGAGGGAGCUUCCUAGGGACCACCGCAGCCAAAUCCCCCUGGACUGCCCCCAGCAUGGAUGGUGGGACGUCCUGUCCUGCAGCUUGGCCGUGCCCUGACUGUCCCCUUUACUCAGCUGGUCCUGUGGCUUCUGGGUGGAGGUGCCUGGGUAUUUUAGAAUGAAGUUUGGAAACUCAA